Mycena citricolor is the source of this 4044-nucleotide messenger RNA. NCBI's taxonomy places the organism in Eukaryota, Fungi, Basidiomycota, Agaricomycetes, Agaricales, Mycenaceae. The record is from the annotation of a GenBank genome assembly.
AUGGAUGCAGCGCACGCCCAUCCUGAGAGUGAUGCUGUCCGCAUCGAAAUGAAAUCGGUUGUUCACAAACACCUUUCGAUUGAAGUGGAUUCGAAGAGACACGGGCUGUCACACUCCAUCAAGCUCGUCACGAAUCUUGAAUGUGGUCACUUGGCACUGCAGCAACGGCGACAUCCUGCGCACCCGUUCUCUGCCGACGCAUCAGGCAUCAACUUCGACUUUGGGAACAGCCGUCUCGCACUAAACGAGGAGACAACCCGUGCAAUCGACACGAGGGGCAUUCCACCACGACCUAGCGUUGAUCUGGACGGCGAGCUACUGCCGCUGUCGCAUUCUGAUCCACCCAGGGCAAUCGACACGAGGGUCAAUUCACCCCUCAUUAGUACGACCUACAACCUGGCGUUGGUCCACGUUAUCCUAUGCUUUCGUGCGCUGGGUGAUCGGCAACCGCCGUCCUUCUCUGCCGACGAUACGAGGGCAUGUGUGCCGGAGAGAAUACGGCAUCGAGAGCACCGGGGCUAUUCUCAGGCUGCUACUCAAAUGGUGCAGAAACCGCUACCUGUACUGUGGCUGUUCAUGAAGCCCCUCUCCUGGAAGGAGACCAUCGCCCAUUGCUGGCAGGCUCUGGCAACGCGUCUACCGCCGAUACGCGCGCUGCCUUUUGUGGAAUGGCAGCUAUUCCAAGACAUCAAGCACUGGCCGAGGAUGGUGCCCCUCAAUGUUCACGCGCGCCAUUCCCAGCAAGAUCCCACUUUCUUUGUUCACGAUUCACUGGUUGUCAACGAUGUAUCGACAUUUUACACUUCUUUACGUCGGCUGAUCCUUUCCACAUCCCAUGUGCAACCAAUCUAAUGAUCCUAUCAAGAGCCCUUACGCGCUGGCAUUUCUGAGUGGAGGACGAUUGCUUUCUGCUUCGAGGAAGCAGUUCCAAGUGUUUCUGCCCGAGAUUGCUCCUUUCUGAAUGCUGCAGGCACACUCUUUUCCUGCGACAGUGGAAGAUCGUGCUGUCUCGCCUGAACAUGCCCUGGCUCUGAAACAUGUAAGUUUGCGACGAUCACCCAGCAAGUGGCAAAACGUGCGCAAAGAGUCGCGCAACUGGAUCUCUAACAACACAUCCGACACCUCCCAGCUCGGACAGGACGAGCUUUUUGUAUCCUCGGAGGGAAGACAUCCACGCUGACGACCAAACCUGAGCAGCCAAAACACCGCCUACCUGGCGCUUGUUAUUGGAUGGACUCGAGCAACCUUUCGGGUACGAGCUGUCGCUCUCGGGGUUGUAUCCAAGCGUGCCCAGCGAGCUGGAAAGAGCAUACCAAGGCAUUGCGCGCCUGUUUACCGCCGUGUGCAAAUUCGCGUGCUUGAGCUCGCUAUGAACGAAGGACGCUUUGCGCUUUUUGGACCACUGCCCGACUUGGAGAGCGUGACGCGCAUGCCAUGUGCCAAUUUUGAGACGCUAUCCUGGGGCCCAGUUUCUGGAGGGAGCAUCGGGCAAUGCUGUGUAGUCUCGGCUGCGGAUCACCGCCGACACAGCCACGACCCUCAUUGAGUCUGAUCUCAUUUCGUCCUUGACGCCUCCACCCGUGCAUGACACUUCCUCUCCAAUCCCCUGGGUCGAGAUGGUGUGUUCAAAAUUGCCGUACACGGACGACGCGCUCGAGUCCCUCGUCCCGGCGCCCAACUUGGCGUACUCAUGCUAUGCCCGAAUCUCGAGACGCUGGAGGCCCAACUCCAGGAGGAACACACCUGCCUAGGCGUACGGCACGUCCUGUCCGAUAUACCCCGCCGCAUACACACGUAGAUGUCCCCCGUGAUCAGAUACGCGCGAUGAGGGUAGGACAGGUCGGUCGUCCUCGAGAACGAGAUGAUUAGCGUGCAGCUGGGGAGGUAGUUGCAGGCCAUGUCGACCAAGGGCGAUUCAUACCACAGUGGUAAAAGGCUCACGUGCUACUAGCGACCACGCAGUGGCAUCUGGACUCGAGCUCGGCUGUGCUGUUCCACAUGAUGGCGUUGCUGGAGCGGGCGUGGGCGAGCGAGGGGAGCGAGGUGCUCGGUGCGAUUAUCAGUGGUGGAUAGGGAUUCACGGUCGUCGACGAGUUUUGGCGCGGAUUUGUGCGUCGGGCCCACGCUGCUGGAACUCUGCAAGAGUUUACGCGACUACCAUCGAAGGACUCGAAUCACCCCCCAAGGGCGACUCUGCAGGCGGUCCUUUCCCUCUCGAGCCUCUGACAACGGGCGACGACGAGCUCUCAGGCACGUCGACGACAACGGCUGCGCCCCGGAAACCCAAUGAGGUCGGGAUGGGGGUUGAAUUUCAAUCCGCUGUUCUUCGACUUCCCGUUGUCAAGCCCGAGCUCCAGAGCAUGCGGGGCAUUCACGGACUCCUCAAACGGGUGCUCCAUCCUGAUACAUUGCGCAACGGGCUCCCGCACAACUUCGAGCCGUUUUGGAUGAAAAAGAUGGAUCCACGUUCUGCGCCUUUUGAAACUCUCCGCUGUCCGAUCAUUUGUACAGCCAGCGAUCGACUUUGCGGUUCUGUCCUGCCUCCCCACGUCUGAGAAUGUCACUUUUUAUUGAGACCACGCUUCAUUACGACGGAUUCGAGAGCAUGUCUCGCUCUAUGAGCUCGGCCACCCCAGACAGUGGUCAUCAACUGCGGGCGAAUCUAAUUCUCUCGCUCUGCCAGCGCACAGACCCGGCCACCAGUGCCUAGAAUGUUUUUGUCCAUCUACUCCUGUGCACGCGGUGCUUCUAGAUCCCCUGGGAUGUUAUAGGACAUGCUUUUUCGUCCAGAGCACCUGCAGCUGGGGCGAGAUGAUUCUGACAAGUUCAGCUGUCGCGUCGAUUGGCCGUUCAAGUCGAGUCGGACGGUAUGAGGACCCGCAGGAGGAGGAGGAGGAGGAGGAAGAGCGUUGGCUGCGGCAGCGGCAGCGAGAGGAACGGCUUGACAUUCUAGAUGUCGAAGAGAUGCGUCAGAAAAAGCUUCGCGUGCGACGGCGACCGGUCACAAUCUCCUCCCCACCUUCGUCUCUGUAUCAGUGUGGAUCGCCACGGCAUUUGCACCCUACUCCGUUCGGUCGAUCGACUCCUGAGACAGUGGACUAGGAUGUGUCGUCGCUGGCAUCACAAUUUCAGCAGCAGUAACGACAUCAGUGGGCUGGCGGGUGAGCAUUUCGGUUAGCGUUGAACUGUGGGGCUGCGUGAUGUGCGGGCUGGCGGCGGACAAUCUCAGGUUGCCAGAGCAUUGGGAGAUAUACCCGUCGAAGGUCGGGUCGCCGAGGAUGAGCGCAAUCAGGCUCUGGUCGAACAGCUGGCUCUGCCGGGGCGUAUGCUCAUCAGGUUCGCGUCCCGAACCCUCAGCAAAUCGUGCAAGUCGACAACGCCGGUCAGGCUUUCAGUUCGAGGAGGUGUUACUGGCAUGGGAGUUCGACGGCACGCCGCUUCGCAACUCGCACAGCUUCACGCCGCACAUCAUCGGCACGGAGCACAUCGGUGCACGCAGCUGCAAGUGGGUCAACCGCAUCAACCCGCUGUCUGAGCCGAGCAUCGGACUCGGGCCUGUGCAGUGCAGGAGUAUCUGUGCUACGCGCAGCAGAGCCAGAAGCAAAACACGCGCUUGUCAAAUGGGUUCACGAUCCAGCAGAGCCUGUCUCGCAUGUCCUGUCGUGGGAGGACACUUAACUGCUACGUUGCAGGAGCGCUAUUACGGCGUCGAGGGAAGUUAUCGUGCACAGCGGGAAGAUAUCGCUUCAGGGCUGGGCGUAUUCCAGAGGUAGGAACUGGGUCGAGCGUGUCGAGGUCUCGUCGAAUGGGUGGGAUUGUGUCCCAAUCCAGCUCCAUGGUGCUCACCUGGCGGAGUGGGGGACCCGGGGCAAGCCGUAAACCCGGCCGCUCGAGCUUACACUGGAAACGACCGAGGUCCAUCUUGCAGCGUUCACGAAAUAUUGUCAGAAGCCGCUGUCACUGCGGGGGGACUUAUUUUUUUUCUGUGGAAAAUGCGUGACAAUCUAGAAGUCCGAUUUUCACCGUUAUGUUUUCAGACAAAAA